This is a messenger RNA of Xiphias gladius (swordfish), 5332 nucleotides long. RefSeq names its product TELO2 interacting protein 1 (gene tti1). NCBI's taxonomy places the organism in Eukaryota, Metazoa, Chordata, Actinopteri, Istiophoriformes, Xiphiidae. Gene Ontology annotation, biological process: chromatin remodeling. Gene Ontology annotation, cellular component: cytoplasm. The coding region runs from base 189 to 3548 and encodes 1119 amino acids. The transcript is spliced from 14 exons. The record is from RefSeq and is a predicted model, not a curated record.
GUCAAAGAUCUGCGUCGUCGACGCAGAAUCAUGACGUUACCUUCAGCGAGAGUUCAUUAACUCCGUCAGUGUGUGGUUUUAUAAUUUUCCUGUUGAAAAUAAAUUCUGACUUUGGACUUAUUGUUCCGCGCAGUGGGUCGGCUUGACAGUAGUAAUGUGAAGUGACCACCACUGUUGUGCCUCCAAGCAUGGCGCAGAUCAGUGAUCCAAAGAUCGCUUUUGCCUACCUGCGCCCGGCCUGUGUCCUGCUGACCCGAGAGCCAUCUGCAACCAAUGUGGAGACACUGAGCGGCCAGUUAAAAGACGUGAACGAUGCCACAUUGCAGCAGCUCCAAGAGUAUGUCCUCUUCCCUCUUCGCUUUGUUCUUAAAGUCCCUGGGCCCAAAAAAGACAAAUUGGUGCAGGCUGUGGCUGAGGCCAUUAGCCACGUCCUGGAGAACACUUGCGUCCAGAGCUGGGAGACCCUCCAUGACCUCCUUUCAGAGCUUUGCCUCUGCCUCUGCUCUCCAACCGAUCCUGGGAAACCUGCAGAUUUGUCAGAGGAGCUGAAAUUGGCUGUGCUGAGGUGCCUGGAUGCCCUGAUCCAUGCUGCUUACGGUGAUAUAGUCUUCAGACUCUUUGAACCGAUCAUGCUGCCUGGACUGGGAGCUGCCAUAUCACUGCUCCUGGCUUUAGGAGAGAAGGAAAAAUCUCGGGACAUACAGGCAGCCGCGCUGAAGUGCCUCCAGGCUUUGACUCUGCAGUGUGACUGCACUCAGGAGCAUGUAGUCCCAUCCUCAGAGGAGCGACGUGCCAUAGGCAGCACCAUGGCUUCAUUCUUACCUGGGAUCACUUUGGCUGUAGCCAGGAUCAUCACAGGAGAUCUGAGACAAGGCCAUGCAGUCACAGUCAGGGCCAUCAAGGUUUGGUCCAGGGCUGUGGGGCUUGUCAUGGAAGAUGCACAGCUGCAGGCCAGUGAGCCCUGGAAGACUCCCUCACCAGACCUGGGUAGGAUUGCGCAGCUCGUGAUCCAUCGGACACAAGACUGGGUGAAGAGCACAGCAGGGAAACUGUCUGUGCUGCUGAAGAAGAUCGUCUCCUGCACCUCGGCCCACCAGCACUGGAGGGUUCGGCUGGAGAUGGUGGAGCUGGCUGACCACCUGCUGGCCAGGUGUAGUAAGUCACUGGGAGAGUGUGUUGGGCUGCUACUGGAAGCACUGGUUGGAGCAGUCAAUGAUGAGGAGCCCAGAGUCAAAGAGAGGUGUGAGGUUGCUCUCAGAGAGGUAUCAUGGAGGAAUCAGAGCCAUAGCAGCAGCGGUGAUAUUACCAGCGAGCGCAGCAGUACUCAGAACUUCACUGAUGUGCUUUCAGAAAAUCUCCACUCUUUGGCGACCUCCCUACCCAGACUGAUGAGGACCUCUGACGACCAGAAGAAACUGUUUGUCCUCAAUGGGUUUCUGGGUUACUUAAAACUCCUGGGACCACUCGUCUCUGUGGUGCUGAACUCGGCUGCACAUCUGGAGAGGAUUUCCAAAGCCUUGAUGCAGGUACUGGAGCUGGAUGUGAUGGAUGUUUGCAUUGUAGAAGAAAGAAGUUACCGCUCUACCAUAGAAACAAGUUCAGCAUCUCCUGAUUCCUACACUGCUCACACACAGAGGAAGCAUUUUCUCUACUUCACUGAUGAGAAGAUCCUCGCUGUGCUCAUGGAGAUCUGUCGGACAUUAGGUUACUAUGGCAACAUUUACCUGCUGACUGAUCACUUCCUGGAUCUGUACCGCCAGUCUUCAGCAUACAGAAAGCAGGCUGCCAUGGUGCUGAACGAGGUUGUCAGGGGUGCCGCGGGCAACGUUGUGGCAUCAGAGAGUCACGGUUUGGAGGGUGAAGGUUGCGGACGCUCUGCCACCAAGGAAGACCUUAAAGCAGCAGUGGUGUCUGUCAUGGAAGAAUACACCAGUCUCAACAACUGGCACUUGAUUACUGUCAGUGAGGAGACAGAUAGAGACCGCCAAGACCAACAGCUGCUCAGCCCACCUAGACUCCUCUCCAUAUCCAGCUGUGAUGUCAGCACCGUUAAUGAAAACUCUCUCCAAGUGAUAUCUUCCUCGUUUGGCUCCCUGUCUCCCUCAUCGUCCACUUCCACAAUCCACCAGCUCAACAGCAACAUCUGGCAGCUAUGUAUCCAGCUUGAGGGCAUCGCCUGCUUUUCUCAGGCCCUGGGGCGUGACUUUCGCCCCCUGUUGAUGACAUCACUGUACCCUGUGCUGGAGAAAGCUGGGGAGGAGACACUACUUGUCAGCCAGGCAGCUCUGGGCUCCAUGUGGGACAUCAGCAAAGCCUGUGGCUACCUCUCCUUGAAAGAGCUGAUCAAUGACAACUCAGACUACCUGCUCAAUGACAUCUCCAUCAACCUGCAGAGGCUCAGCGAGCAUCCACAGGCUCCACGGGUGUUGACAGUGAUGUUGACUCACUCUGACUGCAGCCUGCUGCCCCUGGUCGGGGACAUCGUUCAGGAUGUGCUGAUGGCUCUGGAUCUCAGCUACGACCACACAGCUGCCCUUUUCUGCUCUGUGCUGCACGCGCUGAUGAAGGCACUGGCUAGGUGGUUUCCCUCCAGUUGUAAUAGGACCAGGGAGUCUGCCGGCCCCAAGCAGACCUCCACUGACCAGGAAGUCCUCAACAUCCGGGAGUUCCUGCUGGAUUACCGUAAACAGAAAGAGCUGGCAGAGGGCAUUGGAAUAGAGGACGACAAUACCGAGGACCUUGAAGUCCCUCCUCCCACUGAGUGUGAGGACGUUGAAGACAUUGGUGGUCCUGAUGUGAAAGCAGAGCUUCCCUCCCACCUCAGCAUCACUAAAGACGUUAUGGAACGCUGCAUUCAUCUGCUGUCCAAUCCCAGCCUCAGGCUUCGACUCAGGGUAUUGGAUGUGCUGGAGCUUUGUGUGUGUAUACUGAGUGAGAAGGAAAAUGAACUGCUGCCUAUGGCACAUCGCUGUUGGCCCGCCCUCCUACAGAGACUGACAGCUGAUGACCCUUUAGCAGUCCUCAGAGCCUUCAGGGUCCUGUGUACACUAGGGGAAACGUGUGGUGACUUCCUGAGGAGAAGGGUUUCUAAAGAGGUUCUUCCCAAGCUGAGCGCCUCGCUGGCACGACAGGCUCCGAUCAGCGCCAAGGCCGGACCCGUCUACACACACACUGUGGCAUACAAACUGCAGCUGGCUGUACUGCAGGGGUUGGGCUCACUGUGCCAGUGGCUGGACCUGGGUGAAGCAGAUCUGGAUGCUGUUUGUGAAGCCUGCCUGCCCUACUUGAGCUGCAGACAACCCAUCCGACUACAGGAGGCCUGCCUAAGCGUUUUCCGACACUUAAUCCAGGUGGAUCCAGACGCCCUCUGGUUUACUCUGAACGAGCUGCACUGCCCGUCUUCCUACAUCCCGCCCCAUCCUGACCUCCAGCCUGUACGGCUGAACGGGAUGGGCAGACCGAGAGACGAGUACUCGGACAAUGUGCUGAAACUGCUGAGGGAGGAGUCUGGCUCGGGUGUUGCGACAGUCAACCAGCCAGUCAGCUAAUGAGCUGGUGAUUGAUGUGAUUGACUCAUCUCUCAGAUGGACUGACUCCAGCAAGUCAAUUAACCGAGUGGAAAUUGGACAAUUGUGCCAUCAGAUACGGACGUGAUAACCUUCAUGGUGUACACGGCUCUGAUAAGCAGCAAGGUACAAAGGGAAAAUGUCAAUGAAGCAUCCCUGCUGCUGUUCACCCUCCUGCUGCAGAUGUAGAAACCAGGAACACUUCUGACAGGUCUUCUAUAUUAGGGGACAUGCAGUGACAGUGCCGAUGUUUUCAUUUCAGUUCAUGUGAAGGCAUUGACAUGUACGUUAAAUGCAACUAUUAUGUUUGCUAUUCUUUCUCAUGUUAUUUCUUAAUUUUCUGAAGAAAUACCUUAUUCUUAAGUACCUUGCUGGUUUGAACUAUUCAGCCUCAUGUUUCAAGAGUAGUUCUGAAAGCAUGCAACUAAAAAUGUCUUUGUAGGACUGAGUAUUAAAAAGCUGGCAUCAAAUGUCUCUACAGAUCUGUUUACUUAAUCCUUGUUCACAUAUUUCCUGUUUUAAAUCACAUAUUUGCCAAUUUUAGACUACAUUGUCUCGUACAUCUGGUUGUGUUAAGGCAGCAUUUAAAAUUUUAGUACUUUAGCUUCUUUUUUUAAAUGAUAAGGGUUUUAUAGAGAAAUGUGAAUAUUCCUUAAAGUAAAGUUACAAAAAGUCUUGUUUUUGCAUUUUUACUGAAACUCAGGUAUUGUGUCAGUACUAGUAGCAAAAAAUGUGAAAUGAUACCCAGCCCUAAUCAGGAUUUCUUACAGAUAAAGUGUUAAUUCAAGGGUACCACAUUAAUAAAACUGACAUAAAUAUUGUUAAUAAGAAGCUUACUUUAAAUCGUAAUCUGCAAUGUGUACAGUAAGUGGGCAUUUUUUCAAAAGUUUAUUCGCAAGAUUGAUGGUGCUGGCUUAGAUAUCUAGUUUAACACAUCUGGACCACAUCGGGGCUCAAUAUCGUACUAAAAGGGUAAUUUUGGUAAUAUUCUCUAUUUUUCUAGAUGGAAAAUCUAAUUAAAUCACACAUGAAAAAUUGCAUGAAAAGACCAAAUUCACUUCUCUACUACUACUGUUCACUACUGUUUGAGUCCCAGGUGACUGCUUCCAUUACAAACCGCAAAUUAUAAAUAUUUUUUCUACAUGACAUACUUGCUGGUUAGGUAGGAAGGGAGGAAGUAUAGGGAAUAAGGGAGUUACUAAUUUAUGUUUAGAGGACCUACAAAUAAAUUACAACUUUAUUACUCUUAAAAUGACCACGUACAUGUUAAAUAGUUACAGGCUUAGCCUACAGCACAUGUCCUUUCACCAUAUUUAUGUUGUAAAAAAGGAUCCAAACUGUGUGGUGCUUUCACUUAGUAGGGACAUUUUUUUUUAUAUAAGUUAAUUUACACUAUUAACUGUAAUAGCGAUAGAAAAUUUCUCAAUGCCCUUCAAUAUUAAUUAGCAUUACUAAUUUAAUUGCAAUAUCAACUCCGUUGCCCUGUUUCCCCCAUUUUUAUUGCCUUAUUACCCAGUAAUGAUAUUACUGCACUCUGUAAUUAAGUAAGAAGCAAUCAGUAAUUUAGAAAAUAUUGUGUCGCUCUCAAACAUAAAGUUGUCACCCCCGUAUUCCCUAACCUUUUGUCUUCUUCCCCUGCAGCCAUUACUAAGUACUUAUUAUACUUUUCUCUGUAUAGGAAGCCUGUAAGCAUGUUACUGAAACCCUCUAUAUAAUAAAUAAUUACACUAAUUUGUGGGAUUUAAAGUGUAACUGAGUCACAUUUG